AUGAAUAUACUUAUCAAGACAAGCAAAGGCGAUUUACAUACCAUUGCCAUGGAUAGUAAGGAUGAUACUGUUAGUCUCUUAAAAGACAAACUGUGUGAUAAGAUUUCUGCUUCAAAGGACAAAAUUCGACUCAUCUUCACUGGUAAACUACUUAAAGACGAGAGUACCUUAGCUAGCUACAACUUAGAAGACGGCUCUACUAUUCAUCUAGUCAUGCCCAGUGGUGAAAAGAAGGCCGCUUCACCCCCAACUAAUUCUGCCCCUGCCCCUAACACGUCCUCUACCCAAUCUAUCCCUACUCAAUCUAUCCCUACUCAACCUAACUCCACUCAACCUAACUCCGCCCAACCCUUUCCUAACCUGAACCAACUCGACCCAAACUUGCUAAGAGAGCUUUCCAUGGGUGGUGGAGCCCCUUCUGAAGAGAUGAAGAGCACGAUUAAUGCCCGCAUUAAGGAACUAUUGAAGAAUCCAGAACAAAUGAAGUCUCUUAUGGAAGCUUCUUUGUCCAUGCAGAACAUUCCUGAAGCCACCAAGAAAUCCUUAAUGGAUAACAUCAGCCGCUUUACUGAAAUGGCCAAAUCAGAUCCCGAGCAUUUCAAUACUAUUAUGAAUUACGUCAUCAAUAAUUCAGCAGAUAUGCCAAAUCUUCGUGAUCCUUUCAUGUUCGGUAUGCCCCCUAAUGCUAACUCAGCUACUCAGCCUAAUCCUUCCUCCAUUAGUUCUAACUCCUCCCUAGGCAACUCCACUGCCCCUACGGCCAACUCAGCCGCCAACCCAACUCCCCAGUCAGUGAUGUACACUAUGCCUUUUGAUCGGGAUGAAGCCAGACAAAAGUACUCGGAGAAGCUCAUGGAACUCGAAAGCAUUGGAUACACCGAUAGCGAAAUGAAUCUUAUCGCACUAGUAUAUUCCGAUGGGGAUCUUACCAAAGCCCUCAACCUAAUUCUGGACUGGUCCGGCGAACAGCACUGA
Nematocida homosporus is the source of this 975-nucleotide messenger RNA. RefSeq names its product ubiquilin. Gene Ontology annotation, biological process: ubiquitin-dependent protein catabolic process. The record is from RefSeq and is a predicted model, not a curated record. Gene Ontology annotation, molecular function: polyubiquitin modification-dependent protein binding. Gene Ontology annotation, cellular component: cytosol. Lineage: Eukaryota; Fungi; Microsporidia. The transcript has a single exon. The coding region runs from base 1 to 975 and encodes 324 amino acids.